AUGUCUUGCGAGCAGCGCUACCUUAAAUCAUCCAGAGUUGGGAUUAUAGGGGCUGGUAUUAGUGGAAUUGCCGCUGCUAAACAGCUCUCCCAUCAAAAUCCAAUUGUUUUCGAGGCCACUGAUUCAAUAGGUGGCGUUUGGAAACAUUGUUCAUUUGCCUCCACCAAACUCCAAACCCCUCGAUGUGACUUUGAGUUCUCGGAUUACCCUUGGCCCCAAAGGGAUAAUUCGAGUUUCCCUUCUUACCUUGAGAUCCUGGAUUACUUGCAUAAUUAUGCUACGCACUUUGAUGUGUUGAAGUUCAUCAAGUUCAAUUCCAGGGUGGUGGAGAUUCGGUACAUAGGUGACCGAGAAACAACCAACUUGGAUAUGGCGCCUGGAGAGUUUGGAUCUCUUUUGAGAGGCCAUCCUGUCUGGGAGGUCGCUGUGGAAACUAAUCCAUCAAAAACUGUUGAGAUGUAUGCUUUCGAAUUGCUGGUGGUAUGCAUUGGCAAAUAUGGGGAUGUACCAAGAAUGCCAGUUUUCCCUCCCAACAAAGGCCAAGAAAUUUUCGGUGGGAAGGUUAUGCACACCCUCGAGUACUCUAAACUUGAUAAAGAAGCCGCCCGUGAGUUGUUGAAAGGAAAAAAAGUUGCUGUUGCCGGCUAUAAGAAAUCAGCCAUUGAUUUAGCUACCGAGUGUGCAGAGGCAAACCAAGGACCGGAUGGACAACCAUGUACAAUGGUGAUAAGGACUUUACAUUGGACCGUUCCAGCUUACUGGAUUUGGGGUUUGCCCUUUUUCUUGUUUUAUUCAACAAGGUCUUCUCAAUUUCUCCAUGAAAGGCCAAACCAAGGGCUGCUCAGGAAUUUGCUUUGCCCUCUUUUGUCUCCCAUGCGAAAAGCAGUUUCCAAGUUCAUAGAGUCGUACUUGGUGUGGAAGCUUCCACUAGUGAAGUAUGGACUGAAACCAGAUCACCCAUUUGAGGAGGAUUACGCCUCCUGCCAGAUGGCUAUCCUACCUGAAAAUUUCUUUCCAGAGGCAGACAAGGGAAAGAUAUUGUUCAAAAGAGCAUCGAAAUGGUGGUUCUGGAAUGGUGGGCUUGAAUUUGAGGACAACACCAAAAUAGAGGCUGAUGUUGUACUCCUUGCUAGUGGUUAUGAUGGGAAAAAGAAGAUCCAGGAUCUUCUGCCUGAACCUUUCUUGAGUCUGAUAGUAGACUCCUCUGGGAUCAUGCCUUUAUACAGGGGCACAAUCCAUCCGCUGAUUCCAAACAUGGCAUUCGUGGGGUACAUUGAGAGUGUUUCGAACCUGCAUACAGCAGAGAUAAGAUGCAAAUGGCUGUCUCGACUGGCUGAUGGUCUAUUCAAGCUUCCCAGCAUUGAGAAAAUGCUUGACCAAACUACCAAAGAAAUGGAGGUCAUGAAGAAAACAACUCGUUUCUACAAGAGACAUUGCAUUUCUACUUUCAGUAUUAAUCACAGCGAUGAGAUUUGUGAAGAGAUGGGAUGGAAAUCCUGGAGGAAGAAUAACUGGUUCCUGGAAGCUUUUGCUCCUUACAACAGUCAAGAUUAUGGAGAAGACAAAUAA
This is a messenger RNA of Theobroma umbraticum, 1569 nucleotides long. Its product is annotated as putative flavin-containing monooxygenase 1. Lineage: Eukaryota; Viridiplantae; Streptophyta; Magnoliopsida; Malvales; Malvaceae. The record is from RefSeq and is a predicted model, not a curated record. Gene Ontology annotation, molecular function: flavin adenine dinucleotide binding; N,N-dimethylaniline monooxygenase activity; NADP binding.